AUAAAUCUGCAUAUAUAUAUUUUUUGUUCUCCAAAGGUAGUCGUCGUACGUUAUUUUAGCAGCUGAUAUAAACAGCCCUAAAGAUCUUUCUGAUCAAACUUUGUUUAUUUCGAGUCUCAAGACAGCCUUCAUCAGAGCUGCUCUUGAAAGGUCCACAAAUGGCAUCCAAUGGACAAUCUACUACUAAACCCCCUCCAAAUCCAUCUCCAUUGAGAAGUGGCAAGUUCUAUCAGGCCAACAUGAGAAUCUUGGUUACUGGAGGAGCAGGGUUCAUUGGAUCUCAUCUGGUGGAUAAGUUAAUGCAGAAUGAGAAGAAUGAGGUGAUUGUAGCGGAUAACUAUUUCACUGGCUCGAAAGACAAUCUUAAGCAAUGGAUUGGUCAUCCUAGAUUCGAGCUUAUUCGUCAUGAUGUCACAGAGCCUUUGCUGGUUGAAGUUGAUCAAAUCUAUCACUUGGCUUGCCCUGCCUCUCCAAUUUUUUACAAAUACAAUCCCGUAAAGACAAUUAAAACAAAUGUGAUGGGGACACUAAACAUGUUGGGACUUGCCAAGCGAGUUGGAGCAAGGAUUUUGCUUACUUCAACUUCCGAGGUUUAUGGAGAUCCUCUUAUUCAUCCCCAGACAGAGGACUAUUGGGGCAAUGUUAACCCUAUUGGCGUGAGAAGUUGUUACGAUGAAGGAAAGCGAGUAGCGGAAACUUUGAUGUUUGAUUACCACAGGCAGCAUGGAAUUGAAAUAAGAAUUGCUCGUAUUUUCAAUACUUAUGGACCGCGAAUGAACAUUGACGAUGGUCGUGUUGUCAGCAACUUCAUCGCUCAAGCAAUCCGCGAUGAAUCUUUGACUGUUCAGUUACCCGGAACACAAACCCGGAGCUUUUGUUAUGUUUCCGACAUGGUUGAUGGCCUCAUCCGACUUAUGGAAGGGGAGAACACCGGGCCAAUCAACAUAGGCAAUCCAGGUGAAUUUACUAUGCUGGAGCUUGCGGAGACAGUAAAAGAGAUUAUAAAUCCUAGUGUGAAGAUCAUAACUGUUGAGAACACUCCUGACGAUCCUCGUCAGAGAAAGCCGGAUAUCACAAAAGCAAAGGAGUUGCUUGGUUGGGAACCGAAGGUCAAGUUGAGCAGCGGCAUUCCUCUCAUGGAGGAUGACUUUCGCAAGAGGCUCGAAACUCCAAAGAAGAAAUGAAUUAAUGAAUGAAGGCUGAGUUGUUUUUGUAUUUUGUUUUGUUUGAAUAAAAGUUAUAUACAAUUCAAACUUUAUAAAGUUAUAAUGGGAUGAUGAUGGUGCCUGGAUUAAGUUGUUAAAUUUGCUUAAUAUAGAGCUUGUUUAAGAUUAUAUGAAAUUAAUUUUCUUUUUUGGGUGAAAUUGAUUAACGAAAAUGCUUGAAUAUGUUACUAUUCUGAUGUUUCAUUUCAUUA
Molecule: messenger RNA, 1417 nt
Organism: Impatiens glandulifera
Lineage: Eukaryota; Viridiplantae; Streptophyta; Magnoliopsida; Ericales; Balsaminaceae
Product: UDP-glucuronic acid decarboxylase 6
Exons: 13
Coding region: 159-1184 (341 amino acids)
Biological process (GO): D-xylose metabolic process
Cellular component (GO): cytoplasm
Molecular function (GO): NAD+ binding; UDP-glucuronate decarboxylase activity
Source: RefSeq, a predicted model, not a curated record